Molecule: messenger RNA, 498 nt
Organism: Phragmites australis (common reed)
Lineage: Eukaryota; Viridiplantae; Streptophyta; Magnoliopsida; Poales; Poaceae
Exons: 7
Coding region: 1-498 (165 amino acids)
Source: RefSeq, a predicted model, not a curated record
AUGGAGAUACUUCGAGAUGCCAACAAGGUCGAGGACAUGCUUGAAACACGCAAGAGAAAGCCUUUUGGCCCCAGGUUGAAUAUUAAUGCACAAGAAGCAGUGGAAUACCAACUUGAGGCCUUGAAGUGUAAUGAUCAACCCCGCCAAGAUUAUGGGAUAGAGGUCAUGUACCGGUUUGCAGGCUUUGAUCCCUUUGAAAGCUCAACUUAUUUUGGACGGCAGUUUGAUCUCGGACAGUUUGAACGUUUCCGGCGUUUAUUUCACAAUUCAACGUACAGAGUGCUUCUGGGUCACAAAGAAAGGCAAAUAUUAAGCAGUUUGUGGGUUGAAGAGAACCGAUUUAAACAAAAAGUUUGGGUUCAAGGAUCCCAUCCGGAGGAAGAAGGGAUAUUUCAAUUUACAAUGGUUCAGAGAGUUGGAGGCUUAUGGGAUGGUUACUGGUUAACUGAGGGCUUAAUCAAUGAUGGAGAUGCAUUCUCGGGUGGUAUUGCUUACUGA